GCUCAAGGUUCAUCAAGCACACGCGUCGCGUUCGCCUGACUGUGAGCCUCAACGUUCAACGUCCUUGUUAUAUUCAAUUCAUUCUAGGCAGAAACUAUGUCGACAGAACCUAGGAUUGCUUUCAAAGCAGGGCGUGCUUUCCGACGUGAAAAUACCAACUGGGUCGACCCUGAUCCCACUAAGGGCGCCGUUAUUCUACAGAAUGGCGAAGAUGGUUUGCUGCACUUCAUUUGGAAGAACAGAACUACGAAUGACUCGGAAGAGGACUUGAUCCUCUUUCCUUCGGAUGCUACCUUUGCACCAGUAACCCAGGCUGCUUCUGGUCGUGUCUAUGUUCUCAAAUUCUCGUCUUCGAAUCAAAGACAUUUCUUCUGGAUGCAGGAUGCUGAUUCGACGAGAGACAAGGAUUUCGUACAAAAUGUGAACCGCCUUUUGUUGAAUCCCGAAGAACUUCCAGUCUGGUUCACCGGUUUCCCUGAUGCUCUCGGUACCGCAGCGUUCGAGGAGCCUGGUACUGCUCAAGCUUCAUCUUCAUCUUCGUCUGCGCAGCCUGCACAACCCAGUCAACCAGCUCAGCCAGGCCAACCAGGCUUCCAAUUCACUCAAGAACAACUGAACCAGUUCCAAUCUAUGAUUGAAUCAAGCGGAGCGGGAGCUAAUGUACCCCCAGUUGUAGAACUCUCCCUCACAGACGUCCUCACCCCCGCGAAUCUCACACCACUGUUCACCUCUCACCCCGAGCUUAUACAAACACUUUUCCCUCACCUUCCUCCUGACCUACCUUCACCGCCUACCCCACAAACUAUCCAACAAGUAAUCAGUUCACCACAAUUCCGAGCUGCCGUUCGUAACUUCGACCAAGCAUUGAGGACUGGACUCUUAGGUGGCCUAGUACGAGGAUUGGGUCUGCCCGAGGAAGCUGGGACAGGCGUGGAAGCUUUCUUGAGGGCUAUUCAAGAUCAAGCGAGAGAGGGCGGAGGCGGGGACAGCAUGGACACCGAUUGAGGGUAUUACAUUUAUUCCGUGUGUGUUCCCUAUAUCCUAGGAAUCCAAUCCCGAGAGCCGUGAACAAAAAAGAAGUGCAAGGU
Somion occarium is the source of this 1088-nucleotide messenger RNA. Lineage: Eukaryota; Fungi; Basidiomycota; Agaricomycetes; Polyporales; Cerrenaceae. The record is from the annotation of a GenBank genome assembly.